Messenger RNA from Rhododendron vialii, 1108 nucleotides. RefSeq names its product zinc finger protein CONSTANS-LIKE 4-like. The coding region runs from base 81 to 935 and encodes 284 amino acids. The transcript has 2 exons. The record is from RefSeq and is a predicted model, not a curated record. NCBI's taxonomy places the organism in Eukaryota, Viridiplantae, Streptophyta, Magnoliopsida, Ericales, Ericaceae. Gene Ontology annotation, molecular function: zinc ion binding.
GUAUUCAGCUGUUCGCUGCACUGUAUAAAGACUUGAGAGAGAGAGAGAGAGAGGGAGGGAGAGAGAGAGAGUUGGAAGGGAUGAAGAGGUGCGAACUGUGUAGCAACCCAGCGAGGAUAUACUGCGAAGCAGAUAGAGCGCGUCUGUGCUCCAAUUGCGACGACAAGGUUCACUCUGCAAACUUCCUCGUGGCUAAGCACUCGAGGAACCUCCUCUGCCGCGUCUGUCAAUCCCAAACCCCGUGGAAAGCCUCGGGAACGAAGCUCGGGCCCACGGUCUCCGUCUGCAGCACAUGCUUCGAAAACUCUAGCGGUGAAAAACAGGGGAGAAGAGGAGGUUUGGAGACGGAGGGAAGGCACGAAGGCGAUGAGACCGACGUUGAGUUUGGAGGCGAGGAGUGCAGCGAUGAUGAGGAGGAUGGGGAGUUGAGUGGAAGCAGCGAAGAUGAGGAUGAAGAUGGAGGAGAUAAUCAAGUGGUACCGUGGUCUUUCACUAGCGCGCCGCCGCCUGUAGCGAGUUGUUCAAGUAGUGAAGCGGUGUCCUCGCGUGGUAUUUCCUCCGCCGGUGGUGGUACUGGAGGUGUCUCUGCGUUAAAGCGGACGCGUGGAAAUGCAGAUCUAGACUCUGAAGAUGAGAUUGGAUGCAUUUCGUUGCGAUUCAACCAUAACAUUGCGUCGAUGGCAACAAGCUCCCCAGCAUUAGAGAAUGAUGAAGGAAAUGCCUCAGGCUUCUUCAGAUCAGUGAAGUCUAAAAGACCUAACGAAGCAAUUCGACCAGAAAGAGUCGAAGAGAGGAAUGAAGCGGGGUCAAGGUCGAUGGCGAUGGCCUUAAAUUCGCUAAGGGAACUUCAGCAAAACACUAUAUCCGACAUAAACAACACCUCCGGUGUGGUGCUCGGGGUAUACAGGCUGAGCAAAGAUCCUGCAGUUGUCUGAUUUAGUUGCUCCAUAAAUUAACCUCUAAUUUCUCUAAGCCUAAAUAUUGUUUUAAGUUAUUUCCAAGAGUUUUCCAAUUCCUGUAAAGGAUAAAUAUGCAUGAGGUUGAUUACGAAUAGUAUCAUCUUCCUUGCUUAAUGAAUUCAAGUUCAUUUUUUGAGGUGGAUAAAGAA